Ictidomys tridecemlineatus (thirteen-lined ground squirrel) is the source of this 1121-nucleotide messenger RNA. It is a transcript of the gene Acr, whose product is annotated as acrosin. Lineage: Eukaryota; Metazoa; Chordata; Mammalia; Rodentia; Sciuridae. Gene Ontology annotation, molecular function: serine-type endopeptidase activity. The record is from RefSeq and is a predicted model, not a curated record. Gene Ontology annotation, biological process: proteolysis; acrosome reaction. Gene Ontology annotation, cellular component: acrosomal vesicle.
GAGUGGUACCCUGUCAGGAAGUUGGGGAGUCACUUCGGCAUGGAUCAGUUAAGCCAAGAGGCCUGCCUGGCUUCCUGCUGGGGUUGGGGGGAGACUACCCUGCUGAUUGGCCAGGAGGCCACGGAGCUUUGUGAGGUCAUGGCCUGCAUGCCAGGCUGGGGCAGGAGUAUGGUGGAGAUGCUGCCAACUGCCAUUCUGCUGGUCUUGGCAGUGUCUGUGGUUGCCAAAGAUAACUCCACGUGUGAUGGCCCCUGUGGGUUGCGGUUCAGGCAGAACCCUCAAGGGAGCUCGAGAGUGAUCGGAGGGCAUGUGGUGCAGAAUGGGGCCUGGCCCUGGAUGGUCAGCCUUCAGGUCUACCAGCCCCACAACAACCGCAGGUACCACUCGUGUGGAGGAUGCCUGCUGAAUUCCCACUGGGUGCUUACAGCUGCUCACUGCUUUGACAACAAGAAAAGAGUCUAUGACUGGAGACUGAUUUUUGGAGCACAGGAAAUUGAAUAUGGGACAAACAUGCCAGUGAAUGAUCCUCUGCAGGAGAGAUAUGUGGAGAGAAUCAUCAUCCACGAAAAAUACAACAUUGUGACCGAGGGGAACGACAUUGCUCUCUUGAAGGUCACCCCUCCUGUUCCAUGUGGGCCUUUCAUUGGGGUAGGCUGCCUGCCCAAUUUUAAGGCAGGCCCUCCCAAAGUCCCCCAGACCUGCUAUGUGGCUGGCUGGGGAUACAUAAAGGAGAAGGCCCCCAGGCCGUCGCCUGUGCUGAUGGAGGCUCGUGUGGACCUCAUUGACCUCGACCUGUGUAACUCGACCCAGUGGUACAAUGGGCGUGUCACGUCCAGCAACGUGUGCGCAGGGUAUCCCGAAGGCAAGAUCGACACCUGCCAGCGGCGGGCCUCUCAUGUGCAGAGACAACGACCAAAGCCCCUUUGUUAUCGUGGGGAUCACGAGCUGGGGGGUAGGCUGUGCCCGCGCUAAGCGCCCUGGAAUCUACACGGCCACCUGGGACUAUCUGGACUGGAUCGCGUCCAAGAUCGGUCCUAACGCCCUGCACAUGAUUCAGCCGGCCACCCCACCUCCUCCCACUCGACCUCGGCCUCCGCCCCGACCCAUCUCCCGGCCGCCCU